UUCACGUCGUCGCCGAGUCAAGAAGCAAAACGCGGAAACGGUUGAGCGAACCCGAAGCCGAGAACCUGAGCUGAGUGUUAAGAUACGAGUACUUUAAGUGCGGUUCUCUUAUUUGUUUUGACAUAAAUCAGAGCAAUUUGCAGAUCGUUUUUUGCGAGGCGUUGUGAAUGAGCCAACCUAAGCGGCGAUUAUUGUGCAGUGUACAGCUUUCAAAUCCAUCUCAGAGUGUGGUAAUUUUUCAGUUGGCUAAUUGUGCAAGUAAAACAAAAAUUCAAAACAACAACCACGCUUCGUCUAGUCGUCUGUCUCUGUGUGUGCUGUGUGUGUGAGUUUCUGGUGGUUCCACUGUAUCUGUGUCCGCUCAAUCUUUGCUCAAUCGCAAUCUUUGGGCAUUGCCAAAACAGGUUAACUAAAAGCAAACGUGUUCUUUACUUUUCUGUUGACUUUGCCAGCCGCAAAGCCAAAACUUAGUCAGCAAAAAAUAUAAAUAAAAAAAAUCAAGAAACAAAAAUUACAAGGAAAAUCAAUAACAGCAAAUUGUUGCCACAGUUCCUGCAAUCCGUGGUUUUCCGUCGGAAUACAUAAAGAGCAGCUGCAGCGAGUCGAAGAACUUCAAGGAGUACAGGACUGCCGCGAAAUGGACGCCGCUGCCGACGGAAUACCGCCAACGGCGCCAGCUGCGACGGCGACGACGGCCAACAGCGAUCUGGAUUUGGCGGCACGUCGGCGUCUCUUCAUCUCACAGCCCUCGACAUUGGCGACGCGCCGCCAGCAGGCGGUUUGUGUGCGGCGGGCCCACAAAAUGUAUGGCAGCAGCAAGAAUCCCAACGUUGUCCUCGACGGCCUGAACAUGACAGUACCCAAGGGAUCCAUAUACGGUCUUCUGGGUGCCUCUGGAUGCGGGAAAACAACGCUGCUCAGCUGCAUCGUUGGACGACGUCGCCUAAAUUCUGGCGAGAUUUGGGUGCUCGGCGGACGACCUGGAUCGCGUGGUUCCGGUGUUCCUGGUCCCCGGAUUGGCUAUAUGCCACAGGAGAUAGCCCUUUACGGCGAGUUCACGAUGCGUGAGACCUUAAUCUACUUCGGCAUCAUUUCGGCCAUGCCCAAAAGCGACAUCGCGGAUCGCACAGAAUUCCUGCUCAAAUUGCUCAAUUUGCCAAAUGCUUCCAAAUUUGUCAAGAAUUUGAGUGGUGGCCAGCAGCGGCGAGUAAGUCUGGCGGUGGCCCUUCUCCAUGAACCGGAGCUCCUCAUCCUGGACGAGCCCACAGUGGGUGUGGAUCCCGUUUUGCGACAAAGCAUCUGGGAUCAUUUGGUGGACAUUACGAAAAAUGGUCACACGACUGUGAUAAUCACCACGCAUUACAUCGACGAGUGUGCCCAGGCGCAUAUGAUUGGUCUACUGCGUGGUGGAAAAAUGCUUGCCGAGGAAUCCCCUGAUUAUCUGCGACAGCAAUAUAAUGCCGAUUCUCUAGAGGAUGUUUUCCUAAAGCUCUCUGUUUUGCAAAACAUGGGUAAACGCCGACGAUCGUCGAUAGCUCAGGAAAUUGUGGAACAAGUCACGGUGCCGGCUAUUUCCAAUCCGGCUUUGGACAUGUCUGACGAACAGCAUGCCGCUGAAAUUUCCGGCGAGUUCGGCGAUAAUAUUUCUAUGUCCUCGGCGGCCAGGGAUCCGAUCAGUACUACCGCCCCAGCAGCUCCGCCAUUGCCACCACCCCAGGAAACUCCCACAUCCUUUUGGUACAAUCUCCAUGUGAUGCAGUCUCAUCACCUACACGCCCUUAUAUGGAAAAACUUCUUGUGGAUGAUGCGUAACGUGGGGGUGAUGCUGUUCAUCGUGGGCCUGCCCGUGGUCCAGAUACUGCUCUUCUGCUAUGCCAUCGGCCAUGAUCCAACUGGCCUCAAAUUGGCCGUAGCGAAUCACGAGAUGUCGGGGGAAAUGAUUAUGGAACAAUUCUGUCCAGUGCACACCGGAUGCAAUCAGACGAUGCUGAGCUGCCGUUAUCUCGAUAUGCUGGUCAAGAACAAGAGCAUGGUUGUGAAAUAUGUAACUGAUGAUGAAAUGGCCUAUGAAGAGGUGAGAAAAGGUAGAGCCUGGGCCGCCUUAGUGAUCCAACCUAACUACACCGCCUCACUAAUGGAACGAGUAGAAGAUGGUCGUUAUGCUGAAGACGGUACACUUGAGUCAUCCGAUCUGGCAGUACGAAUGGACUGGUCUAAUCAACAAAUCUCACAAUUGCUGUACCGCGAUCUCCAGUACACAUUCUUCAACUUUGUGGGCGACAUGCUGAGCGACUGUGAUGUUAAUCCAAAACUGGGACGUGUGCCUGUGGACUUCCAGCAGCCCGUCUAUGGGUAUCGCAAUCCCAACUUCACGGACUUUGCUGCCCCCGGAGUUAUCCUAACCAUUAUUUUUUUCUUGGCCGUGGCUGUUACCUCUGGAGCUAUGUUGAUUGACCGUAAUGAGGGAAUGUUGGAGCGUUGUUUGGUGGCGGGAAUUACGGGUCCGGAGAUCCUUCUCUCCCAGGUGGUCACCCAGUUCACGGUGAUGCUGAGUCAGACUAUCUUCGUCCUAAUUGUCAGCUUCUAUUUCUUCGAACUCACCUUGGUGGGUAACAUUUGGCUAGUGGUGGCCCUUUGCAUCCUGAAUGGAUUGUGCGGCAUGAGCUUUGGAUUCGUUAUUUCCUGUGCUGUAGAUACGGAGAGAACCGCCACGUAUGUGGCGAUGGGUUCCUUCCUUCCCAUCGUUAUGUUGUGCGGCAUCAUCUGGCCAAUAGAGGGUAUGUUCCCGCUCCUGCAGUUCUUCACAGCCUUCCUGCCGCUCACCAAACCAACGGAAUCGAUGAGAUCCAUCCUGCAACGUGGCUGGGGGAUCGACAAUCCCGUUGUCUACAAUGGCUUUAUCUCGAUUUCCUCUUGGGUCCUGGUAUUCCUCAUACUCACCAUCUUACUCCUCAAGUUCAAGAAGGGAUAAGUUCAAGUUCUUCUGGGUUUAUCAGGCAUAGGAAAAAUUGUGAUGAUAUAUUGGAAGGUUAAAUAUUGAACUAAAAAUCAACAUUAAAACAAAUUAUUGAUCCAAAAUUAUUAUGUUUUACAUUUGAAUAAUUGUAGUUUCCUUAUAUUAAGAACAAUUCACAUUGUUUAAAUUUUCUUAAAAAUAAAAACUUGUUAGAUUCCAGUCAAUGAAAGGUUUAGUGAAAACAACAAACAUUGUAGAUAUACACUCCGAUAUCACAAUUUUUCCUGUGCCCAUUUCUUAUGAUUUUACUAGGUCUUAAGGGUAGACUUACGCUCUCUUAGCCAGUAAUUAGUACUUAGUCUUAGCCUUCCUUCACUGGCAAUAGGUUCCGGAUCACCAUUACCACUAAGUAUGGAAAUUGUUGUGCCUUGUAGAAUAAGCCUUCCCCAUUUCAUAAUACCCUUCAUGCCCCCCACAUUCACCCACAAAACAACAUCAAAACAUUCUAUUUAUGUUGUAAGCUUGUGAACGAAAAUUCGAAAAGUUUGAAUAAAUUGAUAGAAAAACUUUGCCGA
Molecule: messenger RNA, 3531 nt
Organism: Drosophila eugracilis
Lineage: Eukaryota; Metazoa; Arthropoda; Insecta; Diptera; Drosophilidae
Gene: osy
Product: ABC transporter G family member 20
Exons: 9
Coding region: 638-2971 (777 amino acids)
Cellular component (GO): membrane
Molecular function (GO): ATP binding; ABC-type transporter activity; ATP hydrolysis activity
Source: RefSeq, a predicted model, not a curated record